CGCCACCUGGGCCGCGAUCAUGGCGGGCCCGGAUCCCCGGCAUCCUAUGUCGGAGCUCAACCCCGCUGGGAAGCUGCUGAGCCAUCUCGUGGCGUCGGGAGCCGUCACUCAGGAGCAGUUAGAUAUAUCUAAGAAACCAGUUGCUUGCUUUAAGAAUUUCUUAAGACAACAGCAAAUUGCAGAUAUUGAAGCUGAAAUUGACCAGAAAAACCUAGAAAUUGAACUACUAAGACUAGAAAAAGAUACCAGAGACAUUGUUCAUCCUUACUUUUUAGCUCAGAAAUGUCAUCAUCUUCAAAGAAUGAAUGAUCAUCUGGAAGCAGUUCUGAAAGAGAAGCAGUCUCUCAGGCAAAGACUGUUGAAACCCAGGUGUCAGGAAAACUUGCCUCUUGAAGCUGUUUAUCACAGACACAUAGUCCAUUUAUUGGAACUGGCAAUAUCUUUCAUUGAGGGAUUGGAAUCUCAUCUUGAAACUAUUAGAAAUAUUCCUAAUUUUAAUCGAAAUCUAAAGAAAAUAAGCAUGGCAUUAGCAAAGAUGGAUAUCUUGUUGACUGAGACAGUAGAACUGGGAGAGAAUAUAGUCAAAUGGCGAGAAGAGCAAAAUGCGAUUUCUUCUUGUAUUUCCCAACAUAUUAAAGAAAAUCACCCUCAUCAAUAUGUUACAAUGCCUCCUUUAACAUUUACGUAG
Suncus etruscus (white-toothed pygmy shrew) is the source of this 688-nucleotide messenger RNA. It is a transcript of the gene HAUS2, whose product is annotated as HAUS augmin like complex subunit 2. Gene Ontology annotation, biological process: spindle assembly; microtubule nucleation; centrosome cycle. The transcript has 6 exons. The record is from RefSeq and is a predicted model, not a curated record. The coding region runs from base 20 to 688 and encodes 222 amino acids. NCBI's taxonomy places the organism in Eukaryota, Metazoa, Chordata, Mammalia, Eulipotyphla, Soricidae. Gene Ontology annotation, cellular component: HAUS complex; centrosome; mitotic spindle microtubule.